AUGGGUGAUAAUUUUUUAGCUGUGGUAGGGAAGAUUACACUGGAAGUUCAAAACUAUACGGUCACUUGUCAUAAUAGAUUAAUAUUGACAGUCGACACCCCCCAGGGCAAGAUCGCCUGCCAGAAUGAGAUCUGGAUCCAACAGUGGAUGAACCCAACAGCCCCAGGUGCCAAGUCCAACUCCAAGAAGUAUCACUGCCAGUCAAAAAGACAUGUCGGUUGCCCGAUGAAGAAGCGCACGGAGAGCGCGACGUUCGGUCCCAUCGGCAGCAACGAGCGCGUCUACUGUACAGACUGUACUCGGCGUUUGCGUCUCUUCAAGAAGUUCAAGUCCAACGCGAACUCGUGUGUCGUUUGCGAGGCCAAGGUCGGAAGGGGGGGUAACUUGGUGAAUUUGAAACUCACUGUUUGGACGGUGCAGAAUUAUCCUGCUCCGUCGUACGGACCACCCGAUUUCGGCCGCGCGAGUAACUUCGAGUUUGAGUGUCUUAAUGACAAGUGUGCCGGGAAGGGGCACUGCCAGCGCCUCCACCACGACAAGUGCGACAAGAUCCCAUGCACGAAGGCGGCAACGUACGGUCCAGGCUUCGAGCGGAUCUACUGCCGCGAUUGCGUCAAGACCCUGCGCUUGACACCCUUCUACGAGUCGAAUUGGCCGAGAUGUGUCAAGUGCGGGGAUGGAAGCAGGGCGUUGCCGGCCAUGUUUGGCAAGCGCGGCGGACGCAAGACGCACUGCCUCAAGUGCGCUGCUGGAGAGGAGGGGCUGAUUUCUCUACGUAACGCAAUCUGUGCUUUCAAGCUGCUGGAUGGUGAGCUGUGUUCAAGACACGCAACUGGGAGGAUCGAUGGGGUGCUUGCUUGCACUGAGCACGGCACGUCAGCAGAUCAGGCCGCAGCUGGUGAUUUCGAGCGGUUUGCUUACAAGGUCUGCCAAGCGGAGGGAUGCGAGAUUGUUGCGACGGGCACCCACUGCCACAAACACCUCCGCGAACUCGGCUUGCCGCUACCCGACGACAGUCAUUGCGUUCUUAACCUUGAAAAUGCCCGCCACGCGAUGCUUAGCAGGUACUGCGUUGACGGCAAGGACACUAUGGAGUCAUUCAGGUGCAAGUUCGGCAAGCUUUGUGCCCCUCGUCUCCAUGAACGCCAAAGAUGCGACGACACGCUGGAAUUUGAAGACCUGACCAAGAUGUGGUGCCUGGAAUGUGGCGUUCGGCGCCGCAAGUACGGUUUCGAGGGUGGCAAAGACGCAUUGUGCUCCCCGUGCGCGAAGAAGUCUGAGUUCGCGGAUACGCUGGUUCAUAUUUACGAAUGA
This is a messenger RNA of Phytophthora sojae, 1314 nucleotides long. RefSeq lists its product as hypothetical. The record is from RefSeq and is a predicted model, not a curated record. The coding region runs from base 1 to 1314 and encodes 437 amino acids. The transcript is spliced from 4 exons. NCBI's taxonomy places the organism in Eukaryota, Oomycota, Peronosporomycetes, Peronosporales, Peronosporaceae.